CGGGUUGGGCGCUCCUUGCCCGGGGAGCCGCGGGCGGACGCGACGCGGGGCAGCUCCCGGGGCCCGGGCGGGGCUGUCCGGGGCGGGGGCAGCCCCAGGGACCCCCGCUCAGCGCAGGGAAGGUGCCCCUGGGCCUGUGCCGGCUGUGGACCCCCCGAGGAUCCCUGUGCCCGCCCCGCUCGGGCGGAUGUGAGCUGGAGGUAUGCUCGGAGGGGUCUGUGACCUGCCCCGAGGCUCCUCUCCAAACCCCUCUGGGUUCAGUGUGUGCUGUCACAGACCCGGCAGCUGUGUCCCCUGGGCAGGAGGCGGGUCACAGCCCUGCAGUGACUCCAGCGUGAAGCAGUCCCUGGUGCCUGAGGAACAAGGAGAUGAAGCCCACUCCCUUGGGAACUGCCGCUGAGCAGGUCCUGGGGUGUGCCGGCAAGCACGGAGCCCUGCUCCGGGUACUGCCUGUGCUUUGCCCCUCUGACAGGGACAGCCAUCACUGGGGUGCUCCAGGUGCCACCGGGACACAGCUCUGGAGCAGGCGUGCGGCACCCGCGGCUCUGCACGGCCGCUCCCGUGGGCAGCAUCCAGGGGCCCCGCGGCACCACGAUCCCGUUUGUCCUGAUUCCUGGGGAGGGAGGUGCAGAGGCCUGAAUGGCUGAUGUCGGGAUUAGCCAGGUGGUUUUCCAGCCUGAUGUGUCUGUCAAGUGCUGUCCCUGGCCGAGGGCUGAGGAUGAAUCCCGGGUGCACGUGCCGCUUGCGAGGCAGGACGCGCGUCAUGAGUGUCCCCGGGUUAAUGGCUGGCAUCCCGUUCCACCUGCCAGUGUGCCGCCGGCACCCACGGCCCGCCUGCCCACCGGGCUCGGCUCCGCAGCCACAGGCAAAGCCAGGGCUCCGGGGUGCCAGCCGGGCUCCGGGGUGCCAACCGGGCUCCGGGGUGCCAGCCGGGCUCCGGGGUGCCCGCUCUCCCGCUGGCAUGAAGACCUGGUCCCGGCGCAGCGCUGCCUUCGACUGCGCGCCCCAGCCGGCAGCCUGCUGCCCCGACUGGAUGGCGGAGCUCCCCGACGCUCUGCCCCUGUCCCGCCUCUCCAUCCCCGGCACCCACGACUCCCUCAGCCUGUUCGGCGGCCGGCGCCUGCGGUGCCAGAGCUGGGGCCUGGAGGCUCAGCUGGCGGCCGGCAUUCGCUUUCUGGAUGUGCGCUGCAAGCUGCGGCGGGGCGAGCUCGGCAUCUUCCACCUGUGCACGUUCCAGCGGGCCAGCCUGCGGGGUGUGCUGCGCCGCACGCUGCGCUUCCUCCGCGCCCACCCCGGCGAGGCCGUGCUUAUGCGCAUCAAGGAGGAGCUGCCCGGCCGCUCCCGGGCCCGCUUCGCUGCCCAACUGCGCCGCUGCCUGCUGGAGGAGGGACAGGGAUGCCUGUGGUGCCGGGAGGAGGUGCCCACGCUGGGCCAGGUGCGAGGGAAGAUUGUGGUGCUGGAGGCGCUGGCUCGGGACGUGCUGGGCAUCCCCUACGAGCGGCUGAGCAUCAGCGACGCCUGGAACGUGCUCUCGCUGCAGCGCAAGUGGGCCCGGGUGCGGCGGCACCUGGAGAAGGCGGCCGGAGGAGACCCCGGCACCAUGUACCUCACCUUCUGCUCGGGCAAUGGGCUCUUCACGUGGCCCGAGGAGGUGGCCCGCUUCGUGAACCCCCGCUGCUGGCAGCACCUGCGGCGCCGCGGGCAGCCCGUGCGCUGGGGGGUGCUCAUCAUGGACUUCCCCGGCUCCGGCCUUCUCCGCCUCAUCGUGGACAGCAACUGCCCGAGGGGCAAUGGACGGGACACAGCGGCCCCCCGCAGCCCCACGGUGCGGGCACAGAGGGGACACAGGGACACGGGGGACACGAGGGACACAGGGGAUACAGGGGACAGGCGGCACAGAGGGGACACAGGGGACACAGGGGACACGGGGGACAGAGGGGACACAGGGGACAGAGGGGACACAGGGGACACAGGGGAUACAGGGGACACAGGGGACACAGGGGACACAGGGGACACAGGGGACAGGCGGCACGGCCCUGCGCACUGGCCCUCGGCAGGGACGCUGCCCCCGUCCCCGCGCCGCUGCCCCAGGAGCUCGGUGCCUGGAGGACACAGGGGGGUUUCUAGGUCGUGCAGAGCAGCGGGGAGCCUUCGUGUGACAGCGGGGUGACAGCGGUGUGACAGCAGGGUGACAGCGGGGUGACAGCGGGGUGACCGCUGCUGGGAGCGGGGCAGCCCGGGGAGCUGCGCCCUGCCCCGAGGAGCCGGGUUCGGUGCCGGAGCGGGGCUGGGCCAGCCGAGCCCCACAGGGCAGCAGGGAUGGGGGGCACAGGACCUCCUGCCUCACCUCCUGUCGGGCCAGUGAGUCCUCCCAAAAUGCCUCUUUGCAAAAGAGUCCUUUUCCUUAAGGGCAAAUAAAAAUAAAAAGAAGCUAGGAAAGCACUGCUUAUGUUGCCUUGCCAUUUCCUGACAGAAAAGGGGGGAAAAGACCUUUGCUUUGGCUGCUUAGAUGUGAAGGAGCCUGUACCCCUCUGCCCACGGAUGAAGCGCAGUUAAAUUGUUCUCUGUGACCAUCUCGCUCUUAAAGCACAGUUGCAAGAGGUCACAGGAGUAAGAAUUAAUUUCAAAGGUGACAACAAGUGGUUAGCAACAUCCCUCCCCUCAUUAUUUUAGCUUUUGUUUCUUUCUUGCAGGGGUUUGCCCCAGGAAUCAGGACUCUCAGGCAGAGCCAACUUCAGCAAGGGCCACUCACCCUGUGCAUGGAGAGCUGGAUGGCCCCAGAGGCAGCGAUUCACACGGGGCUGUCCUGUCACUGCAUGCACUCCAAGGGAUGCUGCAUGGGCAGAGCCCAGCACUCUGCAACAGCUGGGGCAGUGCAGACAGGGCAGUUUGCAGAUCCACACUAGCAAGGUGCUUGAGGCAUAAAAAAGACUUUAAAACAUGUUGUUCCAUGCCCCACCUGAAGAUAAUAAAUCACUAAUCUAAAUAGACAACAGGAUAACUCCUUGGAGCAGAAAGGUAACCAAGAUCCCAGGGGGGAAUCAUCACCCAGGAGGGUGAUGGCAGCAGCCGAGCCAGACAGGCUGUGUGCUGAAGCUGGGAGGUGAGAAAGAGAGGAACUUUUAGAAGAUGAAAGCUCGGCCCUGGCCUGCCAGAAGGUGAAGAAUGUCCUCAAAGUUGCUUCUGUAUUGGGUGAAACACAGCUGGGCACAGUGCCUGCUGGGGGAGAUGCCUCAGGGUUUCCUGGCCAGAGGAGAGGAUGCCUUUUGCUCUGCAGCCCUGGCUAGAGACACGGCUCUUGGUGCUGAGCCUGUUCAGCUGCUGCCCAGGGAGGGGAGCAGGCAAUAGUACACAGCGGGGACAGAGGUGACAGGCAGAGGAGUCUGGCUGUGUUUGCCAUGUGAGACAAGGCUGAAAUCUCUGCAUUAAACCAGGCAUGUGACAAAAGCACUGGUGGUGUCCAGGGUCCAUUGGCUGCCGUUGCCUCCCGUGCCUGGGCUGUCCCCACACCGGGCCAGUGUGGCUGGUACCGCUGUCCUGCCAGAGGAUGGGCUCAGGGCCAGGUGGGUCAGUGGCUCGUCUCAGCAUCCCAGGAGUGCCCAGUGCCAUGGAGAGCCAGGCAGGGCACAAGCACAGCAGCCACAGUUCCUAGGAGCUGUAGGCUGGCUGGUUUGGCUGUCCCUUAGGGCUGCCCCUGGAGGUGGCACGUCCCUGCAGCUGUCCCCAGCACCCCGUACCCACCCUGUAGCUCGCUGGCAGGGCAGAGGUGCCGCCCGGGAUUCCCCGGGUGGAACUGGUUUACGCCCUAUCGCCCAAGCAGUGAGAUAAUGUCAGUGUUCUCUGUACCCCAGGCAUCCUGUUUGGCAAAGCCUCCU
Molecule: messenger RNA, 3875 nt
Organism: Poecile atricapillus (Black-capped chickadee)
Lineage: Eukaryota; Metazoa; Chordata; Aves; Passeriformes; Paridae
Exons: 3
Coding region: 647-2170 (507 amino acids)
Biological process (GO): lipid metabolic process
Molecular function (GO): phosphoric diester hydrolase activity
Source: RefSeq, a predicted model, not a curated record